AUUGCAUUACCAUACCAAUCAACAAGUAUUCACAAACUGCACUACGUGGAGCACUCUAACUCCACUCUCUUGAUGACCAUCGUUUUCGUUCGACAUGGGUAAGGGUACGCGAGCCUCGACAGCUUGUGCCCGAUGUUACAAACGCAAGAAGAAGUGCAGUCGUGAUUUUCCAACAUGUUCAGAGUGUGCUCAAGCUGGAGUCAAUUGCAUCGGCCUUGACCGUGGGACAGAAUCUGAAUUGCCACGAAGCAUUGUGUCCUUUCUUGAAGAUGCAGUCGCAAAAUUGGAGCUUGAACGGCACCGUUAUGGCCCCCCAAGCAUUAGCGACCGACAGUCUGAACUCUUUGAUCCAGGAAGUGUUGAAGCACCACGAACCAUUGCAUCAAGCUCAGACGGACACGAUCUUCAGGCGCUCUAUUCACUUUCAAUGUUUUCAGCGUCGACUAGUUUUCCUUACAAGGCUUUCAACCCAAACCCUCGCGAUGUUCACCCUUAUUAUCGCACAUUCUUUAUGGGUGCCGAAUUGCCUUAUCCGCUGGCAUUUACAGUCAAGCGACCUGUCCAUGCGCCGAGAUGCAACAAUUCGACAGAACUGACAAAGCUUCCUCCUGGUGUGACAGAGGCAUUAUUCAGUACUUAUACGGACCGAAUCUUGCCCCAAUAUCCCGUCUACACACUUGAGGAGGUGGCCAGCCUUCAGAGCAAAUAUGUCAGUGCAGCGACAGACUGUACUCUGCUCACGCCAAUUGAACAGUUCACUGCAUCAAUGAUUUUGGCGAUAUCUGUGCUUUCUACUAGAUCAAAGGACUAUCGCAAACUGGCUUCUCUGGCGGAAUCGCUACGUCGAGAUGCAUACGCGCGAGUAGGUUAUGGGGCGAACAUCGCCCAGCCGACGAUCACCUCCGUGCAGCAACUACUUCUAGUUGCGCAAUACGGGUUUCUUCUUCCAUCUUCCACGAACCUCUGGCAGGUCGUGGGGGAUGCGAUGAAGACAGCAUUAGGACUGGGACUGCACCAGGAAGCGCCGCAUCACUAUGGACUAGACCAGGAAACUAUCCAGUUCAGACGGCGGCUGUUCUGGGUCCUAUAUGUUCUUGAGAGGUCCGUAGCAAUAACGUCACAUCGCCCAUAUGCGGUUGCUGGCGACAUGAUAGGCACCGCCCUUCCGGAAAUGUCGAACGAAAGUAUACCCAAGGAACCGGGGCAUUAUUCCUGUUACUUCAUCUCAUUCAAAGAUCGAGUACGGGUUAUAAGGAUUCAAUCGGAGUUAUGCUCCAUCAACAUAGGGAAGCGAGUGAUAUUAACACCGAGCUCAGCCUACGAUCGAUGGAUGCAGGAAAUGGAACGGCGAAUACACGAACUAACACAAACCGAACAUACCAAGGGCUUCCGGAUUAUGGCGUGGCAGUGCUUGAUUCUUCUCCACAUGCCCUGCGCGCAUAAUCCAAGCCCGAGCCCAGAGUCCACUAUCAAAUGUUUCAAUGCAGCCGUUGAGCUCUCGAGCGGCUAUUGGGAAUUAGUACAAUCUGAUUUCGUCGAUUAUCCAUGGCACGGUGUGCACAAAUGCUACGAAGCUGGAAUGCUCAUUCUGUAUCAUUUGUGGUACUCUGCCAGCGUGAUUCGGCAGCACUACUCAACGCGGCAGAUUUUUGAAGCCGUUAACAAUUUGUCUGGAUUCUUUGUAUGCAUGAACUUCUCAAGCGAAUAAACUUUGCUGACUGUUUCUAGAUCAUUGUGGCACGACAGU
Messenger RNA from Aaosphaeria arxii CBS 175.79, 1747 nucleotides. RefSeq lists its product as uncharacterized. The transcript is spliced from 4 exons. Bases 95 to 1708 code for a protein of 537 amino acids. Gene Ontology annotation, molecular function: sequence-specific DNA binding; zinc ion binding; DNA-binding transcription factor activity, RNA polymerase II-specific. The record is from RefSeq and is a predicted model, not a curated record. Gene Ontology annotation, biological process: DNA-templated transcription; positive regulation of transcription by RNA polymerase II. NCBI's taxonomy places the organism in Eukaryota, Fungi, Ascomycota, Dothideomycetes, Pleosporales.